Stegastes partitus (bicolor damselfish) is the source of this 1451-nucleotide messenger RNA. It is a transcript of the gene rassf4a, whose product is annotated as Ras association domain family member 4a. The coding region runs from base 101 to 1030 and encodes 309 amino acids. NCBI's taxonomy places the organism in Eukaryota, Metazoa, Chordata, Actinopteri, Pomacentridae. The record is from RefSeq and is a predicted model, not a curated record. Gene Ontology annotation, biological process: signal transduction. The transcript has 11 exons.
AGAGAGGCAUGAAAACUGAUAAGGAUAAGCGGGAUACAUCGCCGCUGGAUAUACGGAAGAAGACGGGGAACGCUCUCUGUUAUGCUGGACUCUAGUCAGAAUGGGUGAGCGUCAGACCUACGUGAAGCUCAGUGAAGAGAAACUCAUACCAAAGUCUGACAUCCUGUCACUGCUGAGGACGUACAACUGUUAUCACGAAGGGAAGAACUUCCAGCUGAGGACUCGUGAGGAAGAUGGGGAGCUCAUCCUCGAGGGGCUGCUUAACAUCUACUGGGGUCUACGCCGACCAAUAAGGCUUCAGAUGUAUGAUGACAAUGAAAGAUUCCGUCUCAACAGGAAUGAUAGGUCAGCUACGGCAAAGCAGUUGUCAGCAGAGGCUAACAAUAACUCAGUGGGAAGAGAAACUGGACCAGCAGCUGGUGACAUGGGUGGUCAGGAGGAAGAAGACUCCCCUCAGCUGCUGAGGACCAGGAGUGAUGCCUCGUUCAUGCGGGUUCAGAGGAGGUCCAACACACACACUGCCAGAGAUCUGCAGCGGUUGCGCGCGCACAGGUUCUCAAUCAACGGCCACUUCUACAACCACAAGACAUCUGUAUUCACUCCAGCCUAUGGCUCGGUCACCAAUGUACGAGUUAACAGCUCUAUGACGACUGGACAAGUCCUCAACCUGCUGCUACACAAAUUUAGGGUGGAGAACAAAUCUGAAGAGUUUGUCCUUUAUAUGGUGCAUGAGUCUGGCGAGAGAGCCAGGCUGAGGGAUGGUGAAUACCCGCUGGUGACUCGUGUGCUUUACGGACCCUGUGAGAAAAUCUCCAAGAUUUUCAUCACUGAGGCCGACCUGGGAGAGGAAGUCACAUAUGAUGUGGCCCAGUACAUAAAGUUUGAAAUCCCCGUUUUAGACAGCUUUGUAGAAAAGCUUAAAGAAGAAGAGGAACGCGAGAUAACCAAACUGACCAAAAAGUACAGCGCUCUGAAGUCUAUGAUUCUACAUCAGCUCGAAGGCAGGGGUCACACCAGUGACAGAGUAUGAGAGCGUGUGUGUGUGUGUGUGUGUGUGUGUGUGUGUGUGUGUGUGUGUGUGUGUGUGUGUGUGAGUGUGUGUGUGUGUGUGUGUGAAAGGGGAAAGGGUGGGUGCAACACUAAUGACUGUUGAUUUACUAUGGGAAGAUGUCCAAAUAUUGUAGUGAAUGUAGAGGUAAAGGUGAAAGGGUGUUUCUACUUGCAAUGUGCUUCUACUUUUAGAACUAUAUAUCUCACUCCUUUCUAAAAACCUGUUUUGUUAAUAUUUUUUACUAUGAACCGUGUUUUGAUAUCUCCUAUUAAUAUAUUUGCAUUUUGUAUGAAAAUUCUUACUGCACAUACGGAUAUUUAUACAAAAUGUUUUUGGUAAUGUUUUUCUCUGACUCUGACCUUUUUAUGUAAUAAAACGUCUUUAGUGUUGCCCUUAUAAA